UUUGCUUUCUAUUAGUAUUGAAGCUUCAAUGACACAUUAUCUAAAAUGAUAAAAACGAUUAGCGUCGGGUAUAUAAGAGAGAAAUCGCCAGUAGCACCAGCAGUUAUCUGUGCACGCGCGAUUCAACAAUAUUGUAUUAAGAGAGCCGGCAUGACUCUUUAAAACGUCUCGCCGUCAUGGAUUCUUGGAUACUAUUGUCAAUUUUGGCCAGUACUAUUGCUAUUUACUAUUACUUUUUUAAAGAUUUAAAUUUCUUCAAGAAACAUGGGAUUCUUUAUAUACCACCGUGGCCUAUCGUGGGCAAUAUGGGACCAAUUUUUCUCCGACAGUUAUCAUUGCCCGACAACAUUCAAAGAGUGUAUAAUUUAAAUCCAGACGCCAAAUAUGUCGGUUUCUUCGACAGCAUGAAUCCAGUAGUGAUGAUUCGUGAUCUAGAUCUCAUCAAGUCUAUUGCUGUUAAGAACUUUGACUCGUUUGUAGAUCAUCGCGGUUUUGUCGACGAAAUUAACGAUCCUCUAUUUGGCAAGAAUUUAUUUUCGCUUCGUGGUGAAAAAUGGCGAGAUGUGAGAAAUUUAUUAAGUCCCGCUUUUACGUCUAGUAAAAUGAAAGCUAUGUUUAAACUAAUGGCCGAUUGUGCUGUCAACUUUACCGAAUUUCUUUCCAAGUUGCCUUCUGACAAAAGUGUUAUGGAAAUGAAAGACUGCUUCACCAGGUACACGAAUGACGUAAUCGCAACCUGCGCUUUCGGGAUUAGCGUUGAUUCUAUGAGAAAUCCUACCAACGAAUUCUACGUUUAUGGAAAAAAUGCUACAAAUUUCACCAGUUCACGCAUGAUAAAAAUAUAUUUAAUCAGAAGUAUGCCCACUAUCACUAAAAUGUUGGGUAUUACAUUCAUUGAUAAUCAUAUAAAAUAUUUUUUCGAAAAUCUCGUGAGAAACACGAUAGACACCAGAGACAGGCAGAAUAUCGUACGGCCAGAUAUGUUGCAACUGAUGAUGGAAAGCAGAGGAAAAAGGGGACCUGGAAAAGAACUGACUAUUGAAGAUAUGACUGCGCAAGCAUUUCUUUUCUUUCUUGGAGGUUUCGAUGCUGUUGCCACCAUGAUGUCCUUCGCUCUUCACGAAAUUGCAGUUCAUCCAAGUGUUCAGACGAAAUUGCGCGAUGAGAUAGACGAGGUUCUAAAAAAAACGAACGGAGAAUUAACUUACGAAGCUUUGAAUGGAAUGCAAUACUUGGACGCUGUCAUUAAUGAAACUCUUAGGAUGUGGCCUGUGCCGUUUCAAGAUAGAUUAUGUGUGCAAGAUUUUGAAUUACCACCAGCACUUCCCGGAGAUAAGCCCUUUGUCGUGAAAAAAGGCUUUAAUGUUUGGUUUCCUGUUUAUAAUAUUCAUCGGGAUUCCAACUACUUCGAAAACCCGGAUGAGUUCUAUCCCGAACGUUUUCUAAACGAGAAUAAAAAAAAAUUAAAUGUUAACGCAUUUUUACCUUUCGGAAUCGGUCCAAGAAUGUGCAUAGGUAACAGAUUUGCUUUAUUGGAAAUCAAGGUCAUGAUAUUCUAUUUAUUGGCUCGUUGCGAAUUAAAACCGUGCGAGAAGACUUCUCAUCCUUUACGAUUGAAAAAAGGAAGCUUCGCCAUGCUGGCAGAUGGAGGUUUCUGGUUAAAGAUUCAAGCGAGGAGCGAUAUUGAUACUAACGUAUCGACAAGCGUUAAUGAUACUGCGGUUAAUGGUCACAUUUAAAUCCGUAUGAAUAAAAUGCAUCUAUGAAUAAAUGUCCGAUUCGAUUCAAUUUAUAAUUACUUAAGAGAAACUAUUUAAAAUAUUAAUAUAUGUAAUGAAAGUGUACGUGUAAAAUAACUUUAUUUUAAAUAAUGCCUCUUUUUGUAAUCAAGUUAGCUGUAUAAUGACAAUGCUUGUUUUUAAUUUUAUCUUUUAUUUGAAGGAUCUUUGAAGGUUGUGAGAUUAAUCAAUACUGUCUUUUGAUCUUUGAUUAUCUGCAUUUUUGUAUAAUGAUAUUUCGUGUGAGAAAUU
This is a messenger RNA of Camponotus floridanus (Florida carpenter ant), 2030 nucleotides long. Its product is annotated as cytochrome P450 9e2. Lineage: Eukaryota; Metazoa; Arthropoda; Insecta; Hymenoptera; Formicidae. Bases 177 to 1739 code for a protein of 520 amino acids. The record is from RefSeq and is a predicted model, not a curated record. The transcript has a single exon. Gene Ontology annotation, molecular function: monooxygenase activity; iron ion binding; oxidoreductase activity, acting on paired donors, with incorporation or reduction of molecular oxygen.